Messenger RNA from Helianthus annuus (common sunflower), 1148 nucleotides. RefSeq lists its product as uncharacterized. Bases 162 to 1148 code for a protein of 328 amino acids. The record is from RefSeq and is a predicted model, not a curated record. Lineage: Eukaryota; Viridiplantae; Streptophyta; Magnoliopsida; Asterales; Asteraceae. The transcript is spliced from 4 exons.
GUACGCUGUACCAUCGACCCCCCUGGACUGUAUUGCAGGGGGAUGAUAUUGCUAACGACCCUGCGGCCUGCAGGGAGAUCUUGGGCGGUCUGGGGACCCCCUUUGAAGUUGAGCGGGCUCGUGCCGCACCGCGGGAGCUGCGUAUAAACCAGCUCUCGACCAUGUUGGUAGGGACUUCCAUUGUGGCUAAUGCCAUUUUGGAAGAUUAUAAGGUGCUGGGCCGCCGCGAGGAGGAGGCUGCUCGUAUGCGGGCGGAAGCCGAGAAGUUGGUCGAGGCUGCUCGUGCGGGUGCAGAGCAGCUUGAGAAGGGUAAAGCUGCUUUUGAGAAGCAGAAGCAGACCUCUGAGUGGGCUGCCACUGUCCAACUGAAACAGGUGCGUACCCUUGCUAAACUCCUUGCUGAUGAGCGUAAGCGUUGGGAGGAAAUUUCAUCCAACGAGCGCAAGAAGUGGAACGAAUCUUGGGCUAAGCAGAACAAUCUUCUGUUUCAUACUCGGCAGGAGCUAGCAAACGCCAAGGCGGCAAAUGUUGCCUUGGGCAAUGAAAAAGCUGCGGCUGAGGCCGCAGCAGCUAAAGCGCUGCAGGCAAAGGAUGAGGCCCUCAAGGCGCUUGAAGAGGCCAAAGCAGCCGGGGCUCGUGCCUCAAAGGCCCUUGAAGAGGCCGCGGAGAAGGAGAGCCGUUCUUCCAAGGCUCUGGAAGAGGUGAAUGCGGAGCGCAUUCGUUUGGAUAAGGUUGUUUCCAGCCUUCAGGCUGAGGUUCAGGCCCGGGCGGUUGCGGUUACGGACCUUACUGCCCGCGUGUCUGAUGCGGAGAAGCGAGCCGACGCUGCCGUUGAGGCCAAGGAUGUCUUGGUGUCCUCUUUUAACCAACUGGAAGCUGACCGUGAGUGGUUGCGGACUCACGGCAUUGCGCGUAUUGUCGAGGCUAUAAUGAAUGCCCCUGAGACCUCAUCUGGAUUGGACCUGGUCAAGGAACGUGCGCGCGAGGCUGGCUUCAAGGCUGGUUUUAACCGCUGUGAUUAUCCAACGUUGUUCACUAUACACUUGUAUCAUGGAGGGUAUUUUACUGAUCCUCCGGGACGAUUGUAUAAGAAUGAUGACCUAGAUUUCUUUGAUUUUCUUGACAGUGACAAGUUUGGGUUUGCAUAA